AUGUGCAUUACCGUGAAAAAACUUGGCAUUACCGUGAAAGAGGUUGGAAUUUACGCGAAAGAGCUUGGCAUUACCGUGAAAGAGGUUGGAAUUCACGCGAAAGAGGUUGGCAUUAACGCGAAAGAGCUUGGCAUUACCGUGAAAGAGCUUGGAAUUCACGCGAAAGAGGAUGGCAUUACCGUGAAGGAGUUUGGAAUUCACGCGAAAGAGGAUGGCAUUACCGUGAAAGAAUUUGGCAUUACCGUGAAAGAGGUUGGCAUUACCGUGAAAGAGGUUGGCAUUACCAUGAAAGAGGUUGGCAUUAACGCGAAAGAGCUUGGCAUUACCGUGAAAGAGCUUAGCAUUACCGUGAAAGAGGUUGGCAUUACUGCGAAAGAGCUUGGCAUUACCAAGAAAGAAUUUGGCAUUAACGUGAUACAGUUUGACAUCAACGUGUAA
Pecten maximus is the source of this 438-nucleotide messenger RNA. RefSeq lists its product as uncharacterized. Bases 1 to 438 code for a protein of 145 amino acids. The record is from RefSeq and is a predicted model, not a curated record. The transcript has a single exon. NCBI's taxonomy places the organism in Eukaryota, Metazoa, Mollusca, Bivalvia, Pectinida, Pectinidae.